CCGGGGAAGGAAUGUUGCAGGCAAAAGGGGACGAGUAAUGUAUGUGUGUGUUGUUGGAUGUUGCUGGCAGCGCGCGUUCUGGUCGGGGAGUUGAUCGAUCCAUCGGUUCUGUUUUGGUUCGGAUGUGAGAGAGUGUGUGUGAGAGUUUUGUUGUUCGCUCGUUGUGGUUGUCAUUGCGUAGCUAUGCAGGCUUUUUAGUGUCGAAGACAUAUUUUAGAGGACGGUAUGAUUUGCCAGUUUAGCUGGCUUUGAAAGGGCUUGCGUUGUGUGCCAAUGUGCCGCGGAAGAGGAGGAGGAGGUGGACGAAGACGACACGGUUAGAGUUUCUGUGGGCUCUUGGAGUUGUGUGUGUAUCGGAGGAGGGUGGGUGCUUAGGGGGGCCGUUUUUCUGUGGUGAAGCGUAUAGGUCAGCCUACUAUUGAAUUUUUAUCGCUUUUUUGAGAGAUUUCGUGGUGGGAAAGGGCGUUCUACGAGGGCCGUUUUUUGGGUGUGCGUCCCUUUCGAGGCGUGUAGGUGUGUGUGUGUGUGUGUUUGUGUGUCUUGCGGCUGGUCGGGGUGCGUGAUGCGUGUGAAGCUGAUUUGAAGUUGGGAAAUUCGUACUGUUAGGAGGUUAGUUGGUUGGUUAAGUUCUGAGGGAGCUUCGAUUGAUUGAUUGGGUCUCUGCGGUUCCGCACCUCGUUAUGGUGCUGUAAGGGUUGGAGAUUUUGCCGCUGGCUGUGGUUCGCCGACGACGAAGGGGUGGAGCUUUGCGCUGACACAUGUAUGAAUCUCAGAGUGAAUUUAUCCGCAGUUUGUCGUUGCAGGACUGGGGCAGGAUCUCCUUGCUUGAGGUGGUCUCUUGCAAGUAUCAGUCUCCCAACGCCAUCCAUCUUUCCUGCCUUCCUUCAUCCGUCUGCAGGAAGGUGCAGGCAUCAUCGGUUUGGAAAUACCUUUUCUUCAUUGCCGGAAACCCCAACAGGAAACAAUCUGGGCAGGGAUGCUCAGUAAGUGUGACACAAUAGGCUGUUACGUUAUUUUUUCACUUGGUCUCCCAUAACUCUUAACUCGACUAGGUUGCAACACCAACUCCGGCUUCCACUCUUUACAUAGAGAAAUAUUAGAUACGCCAAUCUCAUUGGGAAUUUCGAACGACGGGAUUUGGUGCUGCUUCAUCUAAACGAGACCUCUUACGUCGUUGCAUUCUGCGGUUCGGGAGCGUGCAGUUUUCUCCCGUUGAUCCCAAAUUUGUCGGAAAACUGAAAGCAGGAGCAGAGGAAUCGAGGUUUAGAUUUUAUCGCUGUGCAAGGUGGUGAUGGUCUGGAGGUUCAAUAACUAGAUAAGCGCUGUUGACAGAUGGACUACGGCGGGCGGGUACUUCGCAUCCUCUGAUGCAGAACGGAAAAGAUCACAUGCAUGUAUUCGGCCGCCCUGCUGGUAUCCAGAACGGGCACAGCCAUGUCGCUACGUAUGUCUCCUCCUCUCCUCCAAUGUCGCCCGGCAGUUCCCCGCGCCUACGCAGCGGGAGAUCUCUCGGUCGAAGCAGUCGCGACACGAAGGUUAAGUAUGGAUCCCCCGGCGUGAAAGCGCGCCAAGGCGCCACAUUCCUGCAGAAGCUGACCCUGCUGUUGCUACAUUUCUUCUUUAGACGACAUCGAGUGCUCCUGCUCAUCCCCUUCAUCUAUGUCUCGGGGAUGCUGCUUUACAUGGGCGGCGAUAUUUCUGUAGACUUUCCGCCGUUUCCAGGCAGGCAUCGACCUGGAUCUGUGUAUCGGAGUGACCAAGUGUUUGAGAAUCUAUGGCCGGAGAUGGAGCGGGCUGACUCCUCCUUUUAUGGGGUGGAAUUUGGGACUCUAAAUGAUGCAGUUGGAGGAAGUCAUGGACGACAGGUUCUAUCGGUUUGGGAAUACCCUAAAGACGGUGGAGGCUUUACGCCCUGCCUUAAUUCCAUAAAAAAUGACGCAGGUCUUCCAGAAUCAAACGGUUAUAUUCUUGUAGAGGCCAAUGGCGGACUUAACCAACAACGCUCCACAAUUUGUAAUGCUGUUGCAGUUGCAAAGCUACUAAACGCCACUCUCAUUAUACCCCACUUCCAUCUGAACAGUGUGUGGAAAGACCCCAGCCGUUUUGGGGAUAUUUUUGAUGAAGAGUACUUCAUCGAAUCUCUAUCUCAGCAAGUAAGAAUAAUGCGGGAGCUACCUAAAGAAGUGAUGGCACGAUAUGAGAACGCUAGCAUGAUAUACAAAAUAUCUAAGGUUAAAGCAUGGUCCCUGCCUCGGUUUUACCUGGAGUCUGCUCUCCCUGAGCUUUUAAAACGGGGAGUUAUCAGGUUCUCUCCCUUUGCUAACCGGUUGGCGUAUGAUGGUAUUCCGAAGAAAAUUCAAAAGUUGAGGUGUUACACCAAUUUUGUGGCCCUGCGUUUUUCCCAGCCAAUCGCAGAGAUGGGUGACACAGUAGUUAAACGAAUGAAAGCUAAGAGUGCAAGUACUAAUGGCAAUUAUGUCUCUAUUCAUCUGCGGUUCGAAGAGGACAUGGUUGCUUUCUCUCAAUGUGUCUAUAAAGGUGAUCAAGAAGAAAAAACUCAGCUUGAUAAUGCUCGGGAAAAGUCAUGGAGGGGUAAAUUUAACAGAACAGGGCGUGUCAACUUAUCCCCAGAGGACAUUAGAAGAGAUGGAAAGUGUCCAAUGACACCUGUUGAGGUAGGAAUGAUGCUUCGUGGAAUGGGCUUCAGAAAUUCUACGCCCAUAUUUCUAGCAGCCGGGAACAUCUAUAAAGGUGAAGAGAGCAUGGAACCCCUCCGGAGAAUGUUUCCAUUGCUUCAAACUAAAGAGACUUUAUUAUCAACAGAGGAGCUCAAGCGCUUCAAGGGCUUUUCGUCGCGAUUAGCAGCCAUUGAUUACACUGUCUGCCUAUACAGCGAGGUAUUUGUGACCACUCAGGGUGGCAAUUUUCCCCAAAUAUUAAUGGGCCAUCGCCGGUUUCUUAACAAGGGCCACUCUAAGACCAUCAACCCUGACAAGCGACGCCUUGUUAGACUCCUGGAUGAUCCACAUAUUGCGUGGGAGGUUUUCCGGAAGAAUCUAGAAGAUAUGCGGAGGCAUAGUGAUUUUAAAGGCUUGCAGCCGCGGAAGGCACUUUCUGUGAAGAAGAAUGCGUUUUAUACUGUUCCUCCUAAAGCCUCUUUGUACACAUUUCCUGCUCCGGAAUGCAUGUGUGCGGAACCUACGAACACUGGGAAUUCGGAGAUGCCAGAAGAAGUCGGAGCUUCCCAAGCAUAAGAGAUGGGAUCGAUCUGUUGGGACCAAUCAUUUUUUUUUUUUUUUUUUUUUUUUUUUGAGUGAGUUAGUUAGGAGUAGAAGGCUACCUUCAUAAAUUCAUGUGUGGGCAAAGAGCCCCUCUUACUGUAAUUUACCAACCAGUUUCAUGCUAUGAUUCUUUCUUUGUAAGUACAUGACCCAAGAAGUUUACUGGGAUAGCUUCUUGGGUUUCUCAAGUUCGAAUAAAAUUUGAAAACCAAGUAUAUGUCUCCACUUU
Messenger RNA from Physcomitrium patens, 3510 nucleotides. RefSeq names its product O-fucosyltransferase 9. The record is from RefSeq and is a predicted model, not a curated record. NCBI's taxonomy places the organism in Eukaryota, Viridiplantae, Streptophyta, Bryopsida, Funariales, Funariaceae.